CGGGUGACCUGCUCACCUGUUCUACCUGGAAAGGGCGACGCUUGUAAUCAAAGUACAAAAUAUGUGUUAUUUUAAAUUAGUUUUUUCACAUUCAGUGAGUUUAAACCUUUAGGUGAUAAUGGAAACGCUGCCAGUUGGUUGGACUGUGCACACCUGGGAGCGGGAGGGCCAUCAUGGGACAAAUCUGCUGAAGAGGGGGUCUGCUGACAGCAAGACCAGCACACAUGUCCACGACCUGUUCCAUGAAGACGCACAGGGUUUUCACCAGGCCUGCCAGCCGUGGUGGAAGAUCAAGCUGUUUGUGUGGGAGCCGGUGCUUUUUGGAACCUGGGAUGGCGUCUUCACCACCUGCAUGAUCAACAUCUUUGGUGUGGUUCUCUUCCUGCGCACAGGCUACCUGGUGGGGAACACCGGCGUGCUUCUGGGGCUGCUGCUCGUCUCCGUGGUGGUGCUGGUGGCUCUGGUGACCGUGAUGUCGGGGAUUGGGGUUUGCGAGRACUGUGGUGUCGGAGGCGGUGGGGUCUACUCCAUGAUCUCCACUGUGCUGGGGGGCAGGGUGGGGGGCACUGUUGGCCUCCUCUAUGUGUUUGGACAGUGCGUGGCGGGGGCCAUGUACAUCACGGGCUUCUCGGAGUCGGUGACGGAGCUUCUGGGCCUGCAGAGCCAGUGGGCGGUGCGGUGCAUGUCGGCAGCUGUGCUCCUGGCUUUGCUCGGAAUCAACCUGGCAGGCGUGAAGUGGAUCGUCAGACUGCAGCUGCUGCUGCUGGCCGUGCUGGCGGUCUCCACGCUGGACUUUGUCAUCGGCACCUUCACACACCUCGAUCCUGAGCACGGUUUCAUGGGUUAUUCAGCCGAGCUUCUCACCAGMAACACAAUACCAGAUUACAGUCCCGGAGAAAACUUCUUCACGGUGUUUGGGGUCUUCUUCCCUGCUGCGACAGGGGUCAUGGCAGGCUUCAACAUGAGCUCAGAUCUGCAGCGGCCGGAGCACAACAUCCCCGUGGGAACGCUGGCAGCUCUCUUCACCUCGUGGUUCCUGUAUCUGGUCUUUGUCUUUCUCCUGGGGGCCAUCUGCACUAGAGAAGCUCUGCGCUAUGACUUCUUGAUAGCAGAAAAGGUCUCCUUGGUGGGCUUCCUCUUUCUGCUGGGCCUUUACAUCUCCUCCCUGGCGUCUUGCAUGGGCGGCCUGUACGGAGCACCCAGGAUCCUGCAGUGCAUCGCCCAGGAGAGGGUCUUCCCCUCGCUGGCCUUCCUGGGAAGAGGGAAAGGACCAAACAGGACCCCAGUGGCAGCCAUCUGCCUGACAAGCCUGCUCACGAUGGCCUUCAUUUUUAUUGGUCAGGUCAACGUGUUGGCACCGAUCGUCACCAUCAACUUCAUGCUCACCUACAGCUUCAUUGAUUACUCCUACUUCAGUGUGGCCAUGACCUUCCUGCUUCAGACCAAACAGAAGAAGACCACCUUGAUCUCAGGAAGACGAAGCCGACGCAGGUCCACCACGCAGAGCUCCAAGCCGCUGCUCGAGUCCACCAUCCCCGAUUACGGGAGUGGCGGCGAGAGCCCGCGGGGUAAAGGUACUUUGCUGGAGUUCACCAGGGACAUGGACCGGAUCUUUCCACCCGCCUCGAAACCUGAUUCUGGGUCUGAGAAGACCCCAGCAAGCCAAGAGCUGAGCAGCAGGCACGAGAGCCGAAAGGCCACUGCAAAGCAGAAGCUGAUGGACAGCUUUGGUCUGGACCUGAACAGCAACGUUGAAGAGGAGAGAAGUUCAGCUCCACAAGAGGCAGAGAACGAGAUGCAGGUUGGAGAUGAGGAGGCCAAACCUGGAGAUCAGCCUCAAGUUAAAUGCCCCACAAGUGUGUGCAGCGUGGAACCUGAUGCACCUGCAGAAAGUCCCAGUCACACCGCAGACGACGGAGAAAAAACAGAACACCAGCACUUUGAAAUCCGACCGAUGCGUGAUUCCUGCUACACAAAGCUGUGCAACCACUGGAUCGCUCUCAUUGGGGCACUGAGUUCCAUUUUCAUAAUGUUUGUUAUUCACUGGGUUUAUGCUUUAGCAAACAUUUUGGUUGCGUUGCUUCUCUUCUUCUACAUCGGAAAAGCAAGUCCCGGGCUACCCAAAGGAAUUGCAGCUCAGUUCAGCUUUUUCACAUGGAUGAAGUCAAUAAUCGGCAGCGUGUACAGGACGACCGGAUCUCCCCGGGAUGAGAUCGUAGUGACGCCGUCUCUGUUUGGGGUCGGACUCGAAACCAAGCAGCUGACAGAAGAAAACGCCGAUUURGCCUCUCGCCAUCGUUAUCACCAGUCCUCGUUCAUCAUCACCGAAAAUGUGGUCCGGUCACCGUGCCCCUGAGGAACACAAACACUACCUUUAACUGACCCACUGAAACCACAUUAUCUGCCUCAAACUGAGCCCUGUGCUGCAGGUCACACAUUCUUUACACUUUUACACAACUUAUGCUGACUUGUGAAAAUUUUGUCKUGAUUAUUUUACUCARAUCAGCUAUAUAUUAGAUUACAGUAGGUCCAACAGAGCUUUCGGUAUAGAUAUGCUUUGUUUUUUUAAUCCCAUCUUCGGCUUAAGACAUUAACGUUGGGCAAACUUUUCAUAAGUUAGUUAGUUGUUUAAAACCUUAUAGUGUGACAGAGKCUUUACAAAGACUUUCAGUGGCUUCAUGUCUUCAUAUGAUGUUCUAAAGAGCUUUAUUUUGAGUUGCACAAAGAGUAUGAGUGUAUGAAAUAAAAAUGACCCUUUAGGUGCUUAAGGUUCAAUUCUAGGACUAUUUUUAUAAAAUAAAAUAAAAGCUGAAAUGUAUUUAUUUUUCUCAUUUAUUGUGACUGAAAUAUCUGUUCACUGUAGGAUAUUUAGGUCUGACAUCCCCACAAUGCAAUUUGUGUUACGAUACAGUUUAUAUGUACAAGUACACAGUUCGAUUAAAGUAUAUUUACACACCUUUUUGUGUUUAGGUUAAUUUUGCCUGUUAAAAAAUAUAUAUAUCGGUGUUGUGGAACUCUUGUAGACAAACACUGAUUUAAUAACGUCA
Messenger RNA from Austrofundulus limnaeus, 3047 nucleotides. RefSeq names its product solute carrier family 12 member 8 (gene slc12a8). NCBI's taxonomy places the organism in Eukaryota, Metazoa, Chordata, Actinopteri, Cyprinodontiformes, Rivulidae. The record is from RefSeq and is a predicted model, not a curated record. Bases 119 to 2356 code for a protein of 745 amino acids. Gene Ontology annotation, molecular function: potassium:chloride symporter activity. Gene Ontology annotation, biological process: cell volume homeostasis; potassium ion import across plasma membrane; potassium ion homeostasis. Gene Ontology annotation, cellular component: membrane. The transcript is spliced from 13 exons.